GACUUGGUAGAGUAGGAGUAGCACUUUCAUUUGAAGUCCAAUUAAAGCUUAAUUAUAAGGUGAAGAAUGAUGCAAUCAUCAUAUUUUGACGGUCAGUGAUUUUAAUACUAGACCAACUAAAAUUUCUCUUAUCAGAUUAUACAAUUUUGUUGAUUUUUCAUUGACCCCAUAGAUUUACACGACAGAGUAUAAGUGCCAUGUUGAAGAAAAAUAUGUUAAGUAAUUUUGAGAAUCGUAAGUCAUAAUUUGUGACAAUAAAGUAAUUAUUGAGAAAAUCGAAAUAUUUCAACUAAUUCUCGUAACAUUAGUUUCGUCUCAAUUAUUAAGUUGUAAUAUCAGGAAAUAAAAGUCCUGAUACUCAUAAUUAUGUGGUACAGAUGUGACAAAAUAUUAAGUAUUACCUUAUUGGUGAGCCCUAUACUAAACUAAAACCUAAAAGUAAAACUUAACAAGAUGUUCCAUAUUCCUCAUUUUAACGCAGGCAACCCACUGAUCUUCCGAUAUUCCCCCGGUAAAACGACUCAUAACCUAAAAUUCUAUAUUCUUGUAAAAUUCCAACAUUGUUCUCAUAUUUAAGCCCUUUUCUCGUGUUAUUUAUUUCUUCUCAAAAUCUCCCAAAAUACAUUUCUUCAACAUGGUUGGAAUACUCCGUCGUAGAUUUUGAUCUGAGUUGCAUGUUAAUGAAGAAGUUGUACCUUAUUUAAACUUAACAGUGAUAAUAAUUGAUUCUUAAAUACUAUUUUAUUUGAUUUCUUUAAUCGUAACUUACCAGGCUUCUGUCAUUUAUCCCUGUUCUAUAAUCCUGUUUUCAUUCAUCUUCUCCUGAUCAUAUUUAAUCUUUUACCUUAAUGCUGCUAACUCAUGAUUCCUUACUGCUGACAUGGUGCUGAAUAACGGUAAACGCAAAGCCCUGAAGUUGAACUUUGCCAACCCACCGAUCAAACCCACGACUAGGUUCACGCUGAACACAGCGGGGCCGCCUUUCCAAAACCCGCACAUAGAGAGGCUGAGAACACACAGCAUCGAGUCAUCAGGAAAAUUGAAGAUUUCGCCGGAGCAGCACUGGGACUUCACUGCCGAGGACCUGAAAGAUUUGGGCGAGAUUGGCCGAGGGGCUUACGGCUCUGUCAACAAGAUGGUUCACAAGCCGAGUAACCAGAUUAUGGCCGUCAAGCGAAUUCGUUCAACGGUUGAUGAGAAGGAGCAGAAGCAGCUGCUGAUGGACUUGGACGUGGUCAUGAGAAGUAGUGAUUGUCCUUACAUCGUGCAGUUUUACGGUGCUCUGUUCAGAGAGGGUGACUGUUGGAUUUGUAUGGAACUUAUGGCUACCUCGUUAGACAAAUUUUACAAGUUUGUAUAUUGCUCAUUAGAUGACGUGAUUCCAGAAGAAAUAUUAGGAAAAAUAACAUUAGCUACUGUGAAAGCACUUAACCACUUAAAAGAAAACUUGAAAAUAAUACACAGAGACAUUAAGCCGUCAAACAUCCUCCUGGACAGGAACGGCAACAUAAAGCUGUGCGACUUCGGCAUCAGUGGUCAGCUGGUGGACUCCAUCGCCAAAACCAGAGACGCGGGGUGCAGACCAUACAUGGCACCAGAGAGAAUAGACCCGAGCGCCUCCAGGCAAGGCUACGACGUGCGCUCAGAUGUUUGGAGUUUGGGAAUCACACUGUACGAGCUGGCCACAGGACGGUUUCCUUACCCAAAGUGGAACAGUGUGUUUGACCAGUUGACCCAGGUGGUGAGAGGAGACCCUCCACAGCUCAGCAACUCGGAGGAGAGGCGCUUCUCGCCCACGUUCAUCGCCUUUGUCAACUUGUGCCUUACAAAGGAUGAGUCGAAAAGGCCAAAGUACAAAGAGCUACUGAGAGACGCGUUCAUUCAGAUGUACGAGGAGCGCACGGUCGAUGUUGCCGGUUACGUCUGCAGGCUCCUGGAUCAGAUGCCAACAUCUCCCAGCUCCCCCAUGUAUAUGGACUAAAAGCACACAAAUAUAUGAAUAAACAUGCACCAGUCUGCAAAAAUAAAGACAUUAAAAAAAAAAAAGAAGAAAAGAUAACGAUGUAGACGAAACAAAUCCUCAUGUAAAUUUGCUUGGUCCCUUAUUGCAGUGUUAAGAGAAUUGUAAAGCCUAAAAGAUAAAUGAACACCACUUGCAGCAAAAGUGGUGGAAAUUUCAGUCAUGUCUGUAUAAUAUAUAAACGUUAACACACCUCUGUUUCUCUCUUGUUCACAAACACUGACGCACAGUGUAAGUAUAAUAGCAGCUGAAUCAAUCAGUCAAUCAUGGAUGCAUCUUGGUGAUUAGUAGUAACUAAAAAAAAAAACCUGCCUGGAACUUGUAUUUAUGGAAACCAAAAUCAUGUGGAGUUUCUGAUGUGGAGAUUCUUCAACAUACUGGAAUCAUGCUCUUUGUGAAUUGUCCCACUUCUUCCAUGUACGUGAAUGAAAGCAUCGUGUUUGGUAUCUUAAUGGAACUUUGCUUCUCUGGGUGUAAAGCAGUUUAAAAAGGUGAAAGUGUCGGUGGUCAGACUCAUGUUAGACCUGUAUAACAGUCAGUGCUCACUGUGCAACGAACGAUAUGCUGAUAUAGGAAUAAAGAGAGGGGAAGGGAAA
Molecule: messenger RNA, 2616 nt
Organism: Hippoglossus stenolepis (Pacific halibut)
Lineage: Eukaryota; Metazoa; Chordata; Actinopteri; Pleuronectiformes; Pleuronectidae
Gene: map2k4a
Product: mitogen-activated protein kinase kinase 4a
Exons: 11
Coding region: 881-1981 (366 amino acids)
Biological process (GO): protein phosphorylation; MAPK cascade
Molecular function (GO): JUN kinase kinase activity; ATP binding
Source: RefSeq, a predicted model, not a curated record